GUACGAGCGGCUUGGCACGAACGACGACGACGGAGGCGAGUCCGGAAAGCCUGCGCGACAACACCAACACUGGGCAAGUUCUACAGUGCAUGUGCUGCUCUUGGCAAUACAAUCAACAGCAAUUGCCUUCCUUGUACUCUACAUUGCCUUGUCGUCGACGCCCAACAACAGCGACGCCGUUUGUGGUGCCCAGCUUUCGCCAUACUCCCCUUACAUAGACACCAAUGUCCUGCAAUACACCACAUUCACAGAAGAGAAUCAUCUGAUGCAGCCCUCUCCGUACCGAGGCCAGCCAACGCCGGAUAUAGAGAUGGCGUGGAAGGAAUUGUGGCGUCUUCCAAGGAUACAAUUCCCCGAGAGCAAGCUAUCUGCUCUAAACAAAACCAACGUCGACCUUUACACCCAUGCUGCACCGCAGUAUGGUGGCGGCGUGCUCGCAAUUCUGAACGUCUUCCACGAGCUGCACUGUUUGAACAUGAUCCGACAAUACACGUAUCGCGACAGCUACGACUACAGCGACGUGACGGCGUUUCGCGCUCCGGAGGAAAUCGUGCGUGGACACAUUGACCACUGCAUCGAAACUCUGCGCAAGCAACUGAUGUGCACUUCCGACGUGACGCCCAUGAUUUUCAUCAAAGAUGCCUCCAGACCGACAGGCAUGAAGCCGGAUUUCAACCUUCAGAGGAAAUGCCGGAAUUAUCAUCAGAUUCAGCAAUGGGCUUUGCGAAACAGAGCGGAGCCAGAGGAGAAUUAUGAGCUGGAGCAUUAGUUCGGGUCAGCUGAGCGUAGAAAGCGAUAGAUUGUUAAUAACGAGAUCGACGAAGAGCUGAAGAACCGUCUAUCAUCUGCCCACUGCUCCGUUGACAAUUUUGUCGAUGACGAAUACAUUCGAUCGGGAGGCGGGUUCGAUGCCGUUUCAGAGCUGCAGGAGCUGUCGAGGCGCCGCCUUUCCAGCAUGUAGAUAAAAUAGGCGCGGCGAACUUACUUCUCACGCCAAGCGUCUUGGGGAGACUUACCAUGGCAACCGAAGCAUAACAGAGGGUUUCCAAUGUUGACGCGUCCACGGAUUCGGGACCGCCAGGCUUCGACUCAUUCAUGGAUGAAAAAGAAAAUGGCAUUGUGCAACGCGGCGCCAGAUGAUGACAACAAGCAAGAAGAAGACCGCAGAAGCAAAGAAGAAGUGGACAAACUGCUGAAAAACUUCCUAAUCCACGAACGACAUCGUGAGCGCGUAUUCAGGCCGCGGUUCCAGCUGCGUCUGGACAUUGUAAGUGCCUGGGCCAUUGAAGCAGAAAGCUCAAUUCUCGACAUCGGCUGCGGGCACGGCGAGUCGUCGAUCACGCUCGCUCUGCGUCUGGGUCCACGAGCACGUAUAACCGGCAUCGACACGGCAAUACCAGAAUACGGCAGUCCGCAUACCGUCGCAGAGACACGCAACUUCAUCCUCCUGCACACGGAGUUUGGCCCGCAAAUCAGCUUUUUGCGCACAGAUGCAGAAACGAUGUUAGCGGGCCGUGGCGAGAAGGCGCCGCGAUUCGAUGCUGCAACGCUGUGUUUAAGCUUGUGGUAUUUUCCCACUGCUGCCAGUGUAGCGUCGUUAUUUCAAGCGCUCGCCGGCGCUGGGAUUUCGAGGGUGUACGUUGCCGAGUAUGAUUUCGCGGCUUCGAAGCGCGAGCAAAUGCCGCACGUCCUGGCAGCGAGGGUACAAGCACGGCUCCACGCGAGCAAAGGUGUUCGUCUUGUGGCUGACCCGCGAGAGCCAAACGUACGUGCAGCGCCCGAGGUCAACGACAUCCGGAGAGCUGCAUCGGACGCAAGUUUCGUGGUGGCCAGAGAAGGUCACCUCAGCCCAGCGGAGGACAUGCCGGAGGCACAUCUCGAAGUAGAAUACGUUCUCUCGGCUAAUUUCGAAGCUGCGGUGCGAAAGGAGAAGCUAGCGCAGUGGCAGGAAGAGGAGAUCUUGGCCGGGGUGUCCAUGGUGAGAAAGGCAAUGGACGAUCUCAACAAGGACGGCAUAAUGCGUGCUCAGGCGAUGGAUAUCUGGUGGGCAGAGAUGUGUGCAGACCUCAAGCAUUGACUUGAUUAGUUGUACUACACGUGUCUUGUGCUGUAGUUUCGAUCCUUUCGCAACGACGAGAACAGCUCAGACUCCUG
Pseudocercospora fijiensis CIRAD86 is the source of this 2154-nucleotide messenger RNA. RefSeq lists its product as uncharacterized. The transcript has 4 exons. Bases 1049 to 2077 code for a protein of 342 amino acids. The record is from RefSeq and is a predicted model, not a curated record. Lineage: Eukaryota; Fungi; Ascomycota; Dothideomycetes; Mycosphaerellales; Mycosphaerellaceae.